UUUUAAGAAAGCAAUAUGAAUUAGCAUUACAUGUUGAAAAACUUCAUAUGAAUGCAAAUUCUUACGCAAAUUUAGUUCACAAUAAUUCUUCAAAUCAAGAAGAUCAAUUAAAUAAUAAAUUAAUUCAUAACACAAAUUCUUAUGACAAUUUGCCUCGUAAAGUUUUGGAGCAACAAGAUGAAUCAGAUGAUAGAUUUGUUUAUAGUCCUGAAUCAAACGACGAUUUGCUUCCGGCGCAACAAGAUCUGUCAAAUGGUAGAUUUGUUACUAACAUAAGAUCAAAGUCUGAUAGUCAAUUGGUUCGCAAAACUAGUGAAGCUAGCAUGAGAGCAUAUACUGAAUAUAAAGAUUCAAUUACACCUGUCAAUGUAAGAGCAAAUUCGGACAAUUAUGUUUCAGUUAGACAAACUAAUGUAAGAACAAAUUUAGAUAAUAAUCAUGUUAAACAAAUUAACACAAGAACAAAUUCAGAUAAUAAUUUAACUAGAUCAGGCAGCAUAAAAAGCAAUAAUUCUUCAGUUAGAUCACCCAGUGUAAAAACCAAUUCAGAUAAUAAUUCUAUUAUUCACGUUAGGUCACCCAGCGUAAAAACUAAUUCGGAUAAUAAUUUAAAACCAAAUUGCAUUGAUUAUCAAUUAAAUGAAUCAAAUUUGCAAAUUGAUAAAGCUAGCAUUUAUACUAGUUCAGAUUCAAGAUCUGCGGAUGAAUCAACUUUACACCCUGAUGAAUAUUACA
This is a messenger RNA of Dentiscutata heterogama, 735 nucleotides long. NCBI's taxonomy places the organism in Eukaryota, Fungi, Glomeromycota, Glomeromycetes, Diversisporales, Gigasporaceae. The record is from the annotation of a GenBank genome assembly.